Molecule: messenger RNA, 302 nt
Organism: Aspergillus steynii IBT 23096
Lineage: Eukaryota; Fungi; Ascomycota; Eurotiomycetes; Eurotiales; Aspergillaceae
Exons: 2
Source: RefSeq, a predicted model, not a curated record
UUCUGAGUAUCUACCUUCUUGAAAUCUACAACCACAACCAUGUCUGCACCACAAGCCCUACAGAGCCUCUCCACCCUGGGAUCCUCUGUAGGACAAUACGGGAGACAGCAAGUGUCGCGGUUGCAAAACCGCCUCUUCAAGACAGACAAGUCUCGACGCAGGGCACAGAUCGUUCAAGGCUCGUUCAUGGCGCACCGUCCCGUCUGGCUCACUGCAGGAGGGGCCGCCUAUACCACCGCGGGCGCAGUAUACCUCACACUACAGUACAUGCGUCGACUAAGAUGAUCGAUAAGGAGGGGGAG